This is a messenger RNA of Poecile atricapillus (Black-capped chickadee), 1919 nucleotides long. RefSeq lists its product as uncharacterized. The record is from RefSeq and is a predicted model, not a curated record. Lineage: Eukaryota; Metazoa; Chordata; Aves; Passeriformes; Paridae.
AUGCCUAGCCCUGGGAGCUGGGUCCUGGCUUCUCUGGGCAACCUGUGCCAGGGCCUCAACAGGAAAGAAUUUCUUCACCAUGUCCCAUCUAAUCCUACCCUCUGGCAGUGGGAAGCUAUUUCCCCUUGUCCUAUCCUGCCAGACCCUUGUCCAAAGUCCCUCCAGCUUUCUUUAGGCACUGUGACUCUAAGGUCUCCCUGGGUCUUUCUCUCCUCCAGACUGAACAUCCCCAGCUGUCCCAGCCUGUCACCACAGGAGAUGAGGUUUGUGAGCUGGCUCACCUGCACAACUUCUCCAGCUGCUCUGGGAUUCCCAUGUGAUGGGGUUGUGCCUUUGGCAGUGCCUUGCGCUGCAGGUCUUCCAUUUUCAAAGAUGAACUCCACCCUUCUGGUCCUGGGCUGUUGUCUCAGCUUCCACAGUUCAGUCUGUCCCUCAGCAGCCCAGCUGCCCCUCCUGGUACCUUUGACCCCCUUUCCUGGCAGCCUCAAGCUUCAGCUCCCCACCCUGUCUGGUGGCUCUGCAGUGAGUUAUUCAGUCCUGAACUGCUUUCUGGUGUCUGGAGUGUCCAGGCUGGGCUCCUGCAGCCCUGUGCGAGUCUGGUGCUUCAGAGCCUCAAAGGACACAGUGCUGCAGCUGGAUUUGCUGCUGAGGCUGUUCCUAUGCUUGGGAACUCUGGAUGAGCUGUGUGUUCCCUUAGAACAGGGGUGUCUGAGGAGACUUUUCCUUUGCAGAAGUGGGUUUGUUCUCAGUGCAACUUCCACUUGCUGCCAGGUGGGUUUAUCUCAGGAUCAUUCUGGGAAGGGGCUGCUCAGUACCUCACACUGCCUCUGUGCUGGCAGUGUCCUGGGCAGGGUUACUCCAGAUUGAAUAACAGAGUGAAGAGGCACGGGGACAAGCAGUCCUAAAGUGUUAGUUAUUUCUGCAGUCCCUGAGAGCCGGAGCUGAGGCAGCUUUGCUUGGUGUCAUUAAAACCAGUUUGUCUCAAUUGCCAUAUGCUGUCAUCCCAUUCCUGCUGCCAGGCUUCCAUCUAGAGGGUUUGGUUUUAAAUUUUCUUCCUGGUCAUUAAGGUUUGUGAUGCAGUCUCCAGUCCCUGUGGAGUCCCAAAAUAGCUCUGAUUUGUGGUCACCUCACAUUAGUGACCGGGAUUGAGCAGUGACUGGGUUUAGACCAUUUUCUGUGUUUUGAUGUUUUAUCAUGCUGAUUUUUACUCAAAAUGCUCUGUGGUGGGUCCUGUGCCACAGCAAAGGCCCUCAGAGCUGCAGCUGUUUGGGGAACAGAUGCAGGGGUUCUGCUGUGGCUGCCUGACAGGUUCAGUGUUGGCAGCUCACCAGGAACAGAGCAGAGCACAGGAUCCUGGAGGCUGUGCAGGGAGAGGCCCUGCUCAGCUCUGAGAGCCAGUGGCAGCUCUGGCCCGGCUGUCACAGGGGCCCCAGGAUGUCACAGGAUGGUCAGACAGGAGUACCUGAGGACCAGGGGGGCAGUGGGAGACACCCCCACCCCAGCAGCAGCAACAGGGACUGCUGCCCACAGGGGAAGGAGGGACUGGGGGAAAGAACAAGUGUGGGAAAUGGGCAUAAAAGGGGCCAAUUGUGUAUAAAAAGAAAUAAUGGAUCACCACAGAGUGCUCUUCUUUUCCAGUGUUUUGCUGGUGCAUGGGCUCUUCCUGCUACACAGGGAGAGCUCACCUGUAUAGCCCACCCUUCCAUCAGUGUUCUACAACCCAUGGACAUCGCUCCUGCUGGAGCACCCACGGGUAUUGACAGCCCUUGGGCCAAGCUGGGAGGAGCCCUGGAGCGUGGCAUCAGGAAGGAGCUGCCUCUUGACCCACCUUGAUAGAAGGUGCAGCUUUAUGGGUGCUAGAGGCAGGUGAGCUCAGGCACAUAACUGGUACCCCCAUCCCUUGAGUAGAGAGAGACUUU